UGGACCUUCUUCUCUGUCUCUCCUGCUGGUCCCAUGCUCAGCCUUGUGGACAGGGUCCCAAGUCCUGGAUCUCAUCACUGCAGACAAAUUCCAAGUGCACCUCCAGCAAACUGCGGAGGGUGGGGAACAUGAGAAGGGUCUGUCCAGAUUCCAGAUGGCUCAGAAGGCCCCGUCUGUGACCCAGGUGCCCAGACAGUGAGGAUGCAGCUGCCAUGCCCAGAUGCUGCUGGAGACCAACUCUACCUGCUCUUUCAGCUUCUGCAGCUGACAGACCCAAACCAUCACAGAGCUCCCUGUAACAGCAUUUCCUGCUAUAAAAACACCUGGCUCUGUUCAAAGAGAAUCACCUUCCUCUCUAAAGAUGGAGCUGUUGUUUAAAACAGAUUUCUGUGACCCUUUUGGCAAAUCCUGAAAGUGGUGUGGUGAAGACAUGGAUGUGACUCCCCCGGUCCACAACCUGGGUGUGGAGAUCUACCCAGGUACUGCGCAGCUGGCAGCCUCCAACAGCACCCCCACGGAGCUCAACCUGUCCCAGCUGCUGCUUGGCACUGCCCUAGUAAACCAGACAGGUGACCUCUCUGAGCACCAGCAGUAUGUCAUCGGCCUCUUCCUCUCCUGCCUGUAUACCAUCUUCCUCUUCCCCAUCGGCUUCGUGGGGAACAUUCUGAUCCUUGUGGUGAACAUCAGCUUCCGGGAGAAGAUGACGAUCCCGGACCUGUACUUCAUCAAUCUGGCUGCAGCAGAUCUCAUCCUGGUGGCUGACUCCCUGAUAGAGGUGUUCAACCUGGACGAGCAGUACUAUGACAUCGCUGUGCUCUGCACCUUCAUGUCUCUCUUCCUGCAGAUCAACAUGUACAGCAGCGUCUUCUUCCUCACCUGGAUGAGCUUUGACAGGUACAUUGCGCUGGCCAAGGCCAUGCGCUCCAGCCUCUUCCGCACAAAGCACCGUGCCAGGCUGAGCUGUGGCCUCAUUUGGAUGGCCGCUGUCUCAGCCACUCUAGUGCCCUUCACGGCUGUCCACUUGCAGCACACUGAGGAGGCCUGCUUCUGCUUUGCAGAUGUCAAGGAAGUACAGUGGCUGGAGGUCACUCUGGGGUUCAUUGUCCCCUUUGCCAUCAUAGGGCUCUGCUACUCCCUCAUCGUCCGGGUCCUCGUCAAGGCUCACAGGCACCGAGGCCUGCGGCCCCGCAGGCAGAAAGCCCUCCGCAUGAUCUUCGCUGUGGUCCUGGUCUUCUUCAUCUGCUGGCUGCCCGAGAAUGUCUUCAUCAGUGUCCACCUCCUGCAGCGGACACAGCCAGGGGCCGCUCCCUGCAAACAGUCUUUCCGCCAUGCCUACCCCCUGACCGGCCACAUCGUCAAUCUCGCGGCUUUCUCCAACAGCUGCCUGAACCCCCUCAUCUACAGCUUCCUCGGGGAGACCUUCAGGGACAAGCUGAGGCUGUACGUCGAGCAGAAGACAAACCUGCCAGCCCUGAACCGCUUCUGCCAUGCAGCCCUGAAGGCAGUCAUCCCAGACAGCACCGAGCAGUCGGACACCAAGUUCAGCAGUGCUGUGAGAGAGGCCUUGCCAGAAAUAGCAUGUGCUUGAGCAGGGUGGGCAGGAGGCAUGGCUGCAUCACACUCCCAUACCUCCGUGCUGUGGUGAAGAUCACACCUGCUGGGCAAACCCUGCUCCGGUCCUCCCUGGCCUUGUCCUGCUCACAGACUUGCAAGGAACCAAGCACUCGUGACUGCAGGUUGCACAGCUCUGGCGUCAAAGGGCAUGGGAACGACUUGUAGCUCAGUUGCUUCUGCACACUGUUUCCCCAGUGGAAAAUGAUUCUGCUCUUGACCAACAAAAGCAGAGGCCGAUCCUAGGGAGAGGACUUAGUUAAAAGGUAAACCUGCAAAAUGUCAGUGGUCCUGGGGUGAAAUGAAGUCUGGAGACAGAAUAUGCUUCCUAUACUUCUGAGUGUAAUUCACUCCACACACAGUAACUUGUGCAUCCUGAGCUGAAGAGGAAAAGAAAAAGAAAGAAGUGUUCCUCUUGUAUGCACCCAAGCAUUCCUAUCUCUUCCAGUGCCAUAGCGCUGCUCCUAGCCGGCCCUCAAAUACUGGCCAGGUAACUCUGGGUGCUGAGCUGGGAAGGCCCUCCUUUAGCAGAAUGCCUGCCUGCCUGCAGCCUGCUGCUUGCCCAGAGAUGCCACUUCAUCGCUAUAUUGUUUACAACAGUCUCUACAAUUCCCAGAGUAUGGGAUGAGACUGGGAGCCACCAUGAAAUACUCUGCAUGUACAGUUGAAAAAUUCGCCGCUACAAAUGUUAACAGUGGCGACAAUGAUGAUAAUAUAAACAGUUCUCAUUAAAAUGUAAAGAAAAGAAAACUGCUAGUAAUACGCAGCGUUUAUCAAUAAAAUGAAGUUAUGUGCUGAGUCUUCUAAAUGGUGUAAGCAGUUCCCUGGUGGGGUGAGAAGAGGGGCAAGGAGAGGCCUUCAGAAGGAGCCACAGGAUCAGAAUGGCCCCUUUGUCACAAAGGAAAAUGUGCCCACAGCCUCACAAAGCUCAUGCGCCACCCAGAGAACUCUUGGAGGCCAACAUCUAAACCUGACCAGCAGGACAGAACCUGGUGCUUCCAGGAGGCCUCACAGGCUGCAUCCUGCCACUGUGUGCACCACCCUUGGGCACCAAACACAUCUCACUAUGAAAGCAGAGGUGGGGCUCAGCCCUGUCCAGGUGCCUGCCCUGCUCAGCUACAGCUAUGAGCCCAUGGACCACUCACAGGGUGAGCUGUCAGCAAGAGGGCCCUGACCUGCUCUGUCCCAGAACAACCCUCUGCCAUGUUCAAGGGCCCACUUCUCUGGCCAAAGAGCUCAGGUCUUCAGACACACAUGCAGGUGCUGGGGCAGGGUGUCCCAAAGGAGAACACAGGUGACACACAGGUGACAGAGAAAUGACCAAGUGGGUUUUA
Messenger RNA from Heterocephalus glaber (naked mole-rat), 2945 nucleotides. It is a transcript of the gene Gper1, whose product is annotated as G protein-coupled estrogen receptor 1. The record is from RefSeq and is a predicted model, not a curated record. Gene Ontology annotation, biological process: cellular response to estradiol stimulus; G protein-coupled receptor signaling pathway; nuclear receptor-mediated steroid hormone signaling pathway. Gene Ontology annotation, molecular function: nuclear estrogen receptor activity; G protein-coupled receptor activity. Gene Ontology annotation, cellular component: membrane; Golgi apparatus. NCBI's taxonomy places the organism in Eukaryota, Metazoa, Chordata, Mammalia, Rodentia, Bathyergidae.